This is a messenger RNA of Aureobasidium namibiae CBS 147.97, 1068 nucleotides long. RefSeq names its product calcium-dependent phosphotriesterase. The record is from RefSeq and is a predicted model, not a curated record. The coding region runs from base 1 to 1068 and encodes 355 amino acids. NCBI's taxonomy places the organism in Eukaryota, Fungi, Ascomycota, Dothideomycetes, Dothideales, Saccotheciaceae. The transcript has a single exon.
AUGAGCCCACUGGAAGUCAAGACCGAGACCAUCCACGUAGAUCUCAAACGCCUGGCCACAGACAUCAACUACGGCAAACAGCUGUCCCAAGGAAAAGGCUUCCGCAUCUACGACUCCUCCUUCUCAAAGCUCCUCGGUUCCAACCCCAGCAUCACCCAAGUCCAAAGUCGCGACUACCAAUUUGCACACGAAGCAGGCGUGUACAUCAAAUCCACCAACCGCGUCUACUUUACCGCAAACUUCCAGACUUGUGACCCCAUCGCUCUAUACUCUGUAGAUGCCACUUCCCUCAAAGUCAGCGACGAUGACUUUGAAGGUGUAGUACAAGCAAACGGCGCUUGCAACUACAAAGACAAAGUCCUGUAUUGCUGUCAAGGCGACAUGAGCAACCCUUCUGCCUUGGUGCUCACCGACCCCAUCUCAGGCACCUCGGAAACCCUACUCGACAAUUUCCAAGGCAGACCUUUCAACAGCAUCAACGACGUUGUUAUCCACCACGCCAACGACGAUAUCUGGUUCACCGAUCCCACCUAUGGCUACGAACAAGCCUUUCGCCCUUCCCCCGACUUGCCUUCCCAGAUCUAUCGCUUUGAUCCUUCGUCAGGGCGCACUUGGUGCGUGGCAGAUGGAUUUGUGCAGUGCAAUGGCCUUUGCUUUUCUCCCGACUAUAAAAAACUAUAUGUCACGGAUACGGGAGCUUGUCAAGCUCAUGGUGGUCCCAAGGAUGGCCAUAACUUUUCUAUGAAUCCUAGGUUACCUGCUACCAUCUACGUCUUUGAUGUCUGCGAUGAAGGCACUACGUUGAGUAAUCGCAAGACUUUUGCGUUUUGUGAUGCAGGGGUGCCUGAUGGGAUCAAGUGCGAUGAAGAAGGGAACGUGUAUUCGGGAUGCGGUGAUGGUGUGCAUGUGUGGAGUCCUCAAGGAACAUUGAUAGGAAAGAUUGUGACGGGAGGCUGUGUGGCUAACUUCUGUUGGAGUAAGGAAGGGAUGUGGAUGUUUGGGGAGGAAGAGUUGUAUUUGUGUAAACUUGGGGCCAAAGGUACUUUGGUCAGCAUUGAGUGUGAGUAG